This is a messenger RNA of Suillus paluster, 1200 nucleotides long. RefSeq lists its product as uncharacterized. The record is from RefSeq and is a predicted model, not a curated record. Bases 189 to 950 code for a protein of 253 amino acids. The transcript has 8 exons. NCBI's taxonomy places the organism in Eukaryota, Fungi, Basidiomycota, Agaricomycetes, Boletales, Suillaceae.
GGGAGUGCGGUGGUGAGAUACGAUGCCAAAGAUAGCCAAAGAGGGAAAGUAUGCUUGUGAAUUCGAAUCAUGGUCAUGCAUGAUGCAUGAUGGCGCUAUCAUUACCUCCUGAUCAUGGCAUCAGUUUGUGCUGACUGUGCACCCUUCGCUCUUCGCUCUUCGCUUUGACCGAUUGCCAACAACCUGCUAUGGCAGCUAACUUCUCUAGUGUCCCAGUCCUCGAUUUUGCUCUCGUGUCUGAUGAUGCGACGAAAUCAGACUUUAUCUUGCAACUCCGCCAUGCGUUGAUCAAUGUCGGAUUCUUGUAUCUCAACAACCACACCGUCUCACAGAAAAUUACCAAUGAUUUAAUUGACUAUAUCCCCCGUCUCUUUGAGCUUCCCCAGGAGGCUAAAAACAAGAUUUUUUAUGGCAAAUUCACCACACUUCCUUGGUUUACCAAAGGCAAGACAGAUUACAGGGAACAAUUCGACUUUGCGACACCUCAUGAGACACAGUGGAAACCCGGCGCCCCUGAGCAUCUGCGCCUGUGGGGACCUUCCCAGGUUGUCAAAUAUCCAGCGAAUGACGGUUCUUUAACCGAUCAAGGCGUACAGAACCUUUCUGGGCAAUGGAUCGACGUUCCUCCCAUUCCAGGAACGUUCGUGGUGAAUAUUGGAAAGGCACUCGAGUUCGUUACCCGCGGAUUAGCGAGAGCCACCUCGCACCGAGUCUUAUCUCCCCCUGUGGAUUCGACUCCUCGCUAUUCUAUUCUUCAACUCAAACAGCUUAGAGGAGAUCCUGUUCAGACUGACUCUGUCAAUUUCUCCGAGUUUGACCGUGAGGCAUCUGGCAAGGUGAACCUCAUCGGGCGGGUGAAGAGUCAUCCGGACGUUGCGCAACGUCACUACCCGGACCUUUUCAAACAAUACUUCCCAAAGGGCGUCCCGAACCAAGUCAGCGCAUAUUGAGCUUGAGAAGACCAUAUCUCUACCCUAGAUAUCGUGUCCGCUAUACUGAAUCUGAUAAGGAAGCUCAACUUUGCAACAGGUGGAUGUUGGCAAACUUGUCUUUUCUUAGAAUGAAGUUGGGAUUUCUUCUGGGCUACCACAACCCUGAGUUUAUUUGUGGGAAAGGGAAGGAAGCUUAAUUUUACGCCCCUUACUUACGGGGCACUUGCGACACGCCUUGCGGGUUGCAAGUCCUUGCAGGCAAAUGGAG